Messenger RNA from Andrographis paniculata, 1434 nucleotides. RefSeq names its product probable carboxylesterase 18. Gene Ontology annotation, molecular function: hydrolase activity. The record is from RefSeq and is a predicted model, not a curated record. Lineage: Eukaryota; Viridiplantae; Streptophyta; Magnoliopsida; Lamiales; Acanthaceae. Bases 83 to 1114 code for a protein of 343 amino acids. The transcript has a single exon.
AGAGCGAGGACCCCCUCACAUGUAGCUCUGCCCAUUUUCUUGCUCAUUAAAUAACCAAUAAAUUCACUUAUGUAAAUCGGCUAUGGAUAUGGAUAUAGCUUCCAAUUCCAUCCCAUCACCACCGCUCUCGCUGCCCUUCCUAACAACCCUCAAACUCCUCGGACUCGAGCUCUACCGGUAUCUCAUCACCCACCGCGAUGGCACCGUCAACCGCCGCCUCCUCCGCCUCUUCGACCUCAAAGCAUCACUUUCCGCCACCAGGCGCAUUGGCAAAACUGAUUGCGUCUCCGUUGCCGACGUCACCGUCGACGCCUCCCGCAACCUCUGGUUCCGCCUAUUCACCCCGACUGCCACUGCAGCCAAAUCGCUUCCCUUGAUCGUCUACUAUCACGGUGGCGGAUUCACCACUUACGGUCCGGACUCAUUCACUUUCGACAACCUGUGCACUCAUAUCGCAGCAAACGUCCCCGCCGUCGUCGUCUCCGUAAACUACCGCCUGGCUCCGGAGCAUCGCUUCCCCGCUCAAUACGACGACGGAUUCGACGCCUUGAAAUUCAUCGACUCAGAAAACGACGCCGUUUUGCCCGCUGCAGCAGAUCUGAAGAGCUGCUUCCUCGCCGGAGACAGCGCCGGAGGCAACAUAGCCCAUCAUGUCAUGGUUAGAGCCUCCCAGAAUUCGCGCGAAUUCAAGGAAUUAAAGAUCCAGGGACUUGUGCUGCUGCAGCCAUUUUUCGGCGGAGAAGAGAGGACUGAAUCGGAGCUGAGGAUGAAUAGAGCGCCGGUGCUGAAAUUGGAGCAGACGGAUUGGAUGUGGAGGUGCUUUCUGCCGGAGGGCGCCGAUCGGGACCAUCCGGCGGCGCAUGUUUUCCGGGGCGGGGAUGAUCUGAAAAGCGUCGAAUUUCCGAGGGUGCUGGUGGUGCGAGGAGGGUAUGAUCCUCUGCUGGAUUGGCAGAGACGAUACGUUGAGUGGUUGCAGAGCUGUGGGAAACAGGUGGAGGUGAUCGAAUAUCCCAUGGCGUUUCAUGCUUUCUACAGCUUCCCUGAAGUGCCAGAAUUCAAGCUGUUGAUUAGGGACGUGUCCAGUUUCAUCAGGAAACAAAAUCACUGCGACUGAAUUGAAAACAUAAUAAAGAAUACCUUUGGUUGUUGUCUGGUUCAGGCAUAUCGUCGAACACGCAUUGCUAUCAUAAGUUGAAUCAAAGAAAUAAUCAUUGGGAGGAGAGGUUGCUUGCUGGAUUUGCUUUGAUUUCAAUGUAAUAGCGGCAUCUAAUCUAUUGAUGAUUUUACUGCCAUCUAAUCAUAAUUAGGCCGUCUGGAAAGUUUAUGCAAUCAUGCAUCUCUGAUUGUACAAUAUUUUUGGGACCUAACACACAUUUUUAGAUCCUAAACCCUGAUCAUAUCCGAAUUCAUUCGCCUAUACUUGGACCCGCUAUA